GUUGAUAAGCCAAUUAAUUAUUAUUGAUACUUUUCGUUCUUACAGUACAGUGGUUAUCCAAUUUUUCAGCUCAAUGGCAACAUGACAAAAGUAUAGUAAGUUUUGCCAUACAGAUCAUAGAUAUCUAGCACUCGCGUUUUGCUCCAGCCGUAAUUGCCAAUUUCUCAUCCCACGUUUUAAGGAGUUAAAUACUUUGAGAGUGAUCAAAGCCCCGAUUUUUUUAUUGCAUUUCCGAUCAAUGCAUUGCAAUGUGUUUGUGCAUUUGAGGUUCAGAUGCAAUGUUUAACCGGGGUUCUGAGGCGUUUAUCCCUAAGAGUUCACUAUCGGUAAAAUAUAUAAUUAUAGUUUUACGCGCAUCAAAGAAAAUCACUGUCAACUGCGAAAAAAAAAACCAACAGAGGAAAGAAUUGUUCUUGCCAGCGGAACUCUCUAGACUAGUCCGAGAAUUUGAAGCGUCAGAACCAUGGAUGGUAUUCGUCGUUUGAACAACUGGCUGAAAUCAAAGCUAGAUACUUUGGACGAUGAAAGUGACUAUUUUCGUCAGAUGGAAUGGGCGCUUAUGAUAGCAGGCCCUGCACCGAGUGGAAUUCCCCGGGUGAACUAAUCGGAGUGUUCAGCCUUUUCUUGGCGCUGGUGAUGAUCAACUCCAGGGCAAUUCUUAUGGAUUAUACGGAAGGCCGAGUUCGUUCAUAUCGUUUGAUACGCCGAUUCUUUCUGGUGUUGGAGUGGUUGUUUUUCUGGGAUCAGCUCAUACUCUAUAUGUUUGGCGUAAAUGAGGAACGACAGUAUAGUGUACCUGAUAAUAUAAGUCGACUGGGUCCCCGUGUAAAACUGACCUUCGAUAUUCUGAUAUGCAGCAACCAUUUAAUGUUUUCCUCUAUUUAUGCAUCGAUCUUGACGAUUAUGAAUACACUUUUCAUGGCUUUCUCUACCGAGUUGGAGAAUAUUGUAUUGAAGUGUAAUGGAAUAUUUGAACGCGUUGAUAAACAAAUGGAUGGUACUAUUGGAAUGCAUGAAAAUAUCCUAGGAUCAAAGUUUUGCAACAUUUUAAAAAGAGAAUUGAACAUGAUUGCAGCUCGACACGCCGAGCUGAUAGAGCAGGUCGCGACUAUGAGAACGUUGCUGAAAAUAAGUUUCCUGUUGAUUUUCUAUACGGAGAUGGCGUUCAUCGGUUGUGCAUUAUUCUAUGCAAAAAUGCAGGGCCUGACCAUGAACACGGUGAUUGUUGUAUGCUACGUUUCAGCGAUCCUCAUGGAAUGCUAUUGGUUCUGCCGGUUAACGGACAUCUUAAACCAUACGGUAGCUUCUCAUCUCCAAAUAAGGUCAUGUUUUCAUAAUAACUUUCAAUUUGAUGCAUUUUUUCAGAACCAUGAAAUCGGAUAUGCCCUGUACAAUUUAAAUUGGCCGGAGAAGUUUUGCGAUAUGCCAAACUCACGCAAAGAGUACCUGGAAAUCCGAGCUACCUUACUGGUUAUCAUGAUGAGGGCACAGCAGAAUCUGGGAAUCACUUGCGGAGGGAUGUUCGAAAUGUCCGCGGCAGCGUUCCACGAGUUGAUGAAAAUGAUCUACAGCUGUUUGAUGUUUCUGCUCAGUGUCACUACGUAGGGUGUUUGUGUUAGAGGUUCCUGUUCCCCAUUUAAAUAUUCAUAACAACAACAGAACUGUAGCAAGUAAUUACAAGAAUCAUUUUUUUUUAUCCCGAGUAAGAAUAAUAGACAAUAUUUUAUUUAUGAUUGUUUGUUUGUGUUGCAUUUCUAAUCGGUGUGACGCCAGAUUAAUUUUUAAACAUAAUCUCCCUAAUUUCAUUUACCGAUUACAUAAAAAGGGUUGGAUAAAAAUAUCAAAAUCAAAGCGCCAAGUGAUCCAUGCUGAUCAAGCAUCUAUUGAUGAAGACCUGCUGCAGCCGUUCAAUGUUUUUCAAUGAUACACACCAAGUUUUACUAGUGUACCAGCACAGAGCUCACGUUUGAGUACUAACCAGACUUAACUUAUCAUCAGUCAGUUCGAAGCCAUUUGGGUGCUCCAUGGUAAUGAGCUUAAUCUCGUCGAUUACGGUUAUUAUCCUUGCCUCACUAUAGCGAUGAGUGGAUGGGACCGUACAAAACACCACCGUUGUGCAGUACUCUACGAUGAUUUUCUCAGAGACACCUUUGCGGCUUAGGGGUCCUUACAUAAUUUCGUAAAUGAGAUGGUCUAAAACUUGUUUGUAAUAAAUUCAACACUAGGUAGACAGACUCAUUGAAUUCAUUGAUUUGUUUCAAUUGAUUGAUUUGUCUUUAUUAACCUUUCAGGACGCGCGCCAUCAAGCAACCGAAACUGCACUGCGCUCGCGCUGUACACGACAAGCGAGGUUUUUUGAUAGUGUUGUACUUUUUACAACAGCGCGCGUGCUGAAGGGUUAAAGAGACUUUCAGCCCUUGGCUUGUUUCAAGGUUAUGCGGAGCGAGACAAUAUGCUGCACAGAGGUUCCGACACGGUAUAGGUACCGUCAAGGCGCCAUUC
Molecule: messenger RNA, 2502 nt
Organism: Aedes albopictus (Asian tiger mosquito)
Lineage: Eukaryota; Metazoa; Arthropoda; Insecta; Diptera; Culicidae
Exons: 3
Coding region: 550-1605 (351 amino acids)
Biological process (GO): sensory perception of smell; detection of chemical stimulus involved in sensory perception of smell
Cellular component (GO): plasma membrane
Molecular function (GO): odorant binding; olfactory receptor activity
Source: RefSeq, a predicted model, not a curated record